AUGAAGUACCGGGCAAGUCUGCUCGAGAACAUGGGCCUCCACGGCGGGUGCAUGGUGGACUUCGACGAGGGCCACGCGCGCCUUGCCCUCUCGCCCAACGUCGAACACUUCGUCGUCCAGCUCAAGCGGACCUACUCCAAGAUAGACAUCGUAUACCUGGUCUUCAGGUUCCUCUGCAGCCCCGCCGGGUCCAUCACCAACUCGAGGACCACCCUCCUGCCCUGCAUCGUCUUCGUCAACUCCAGGCACACCGCGCAGCGCAUCGCCCACCUGCUGUUCCUGAUGAUGAUCAAGGUUUACAAGGAGCUUCGGUACAGGAUAACGCUGGUGGCCCAGGGGCACGUCUUCCGGAGGCCGAACUUCGAGUCUGUCCCGGCCAUCUCCAACGAGUCCCUCGAGGAACACCCUGCAACGAUCGUCCUGGCAACUGAUAACUUCGCCCGUGGGCUCGACCUUCCUGCGGUUCGCUCGGUGGUCAACUUCGAGCUCCCAGAGUCGCUGGCCACCCUCACCCACCGCGUGGGAAGGUGCGCGCGCGGCCUGAACAGCGGGGUCGCCAUCUCAGUGCAGCGGAGCGAGGUCGAGUACAAGUUCGACACGCUGGUCAAUUUCGAUCCAAGCCGGGUCGUCUCCAUAGACGAGGAGAGCCUCUGCGACUACCGGAGCACAGAGGGGCCGCGGCUGUCCGACUUCUCCAUCGGGGACAGCGAUGUACUGGAGAUCUCACGGAGGUUCAGCGAGAACAUGGACAUCUACCUGACCACCCUCUACGACGGGGAGUUCGGGCGCUAG
Giardia duodenalis is the source of this 792-nucleotide messenger RNA. Its product is annotated as Helicase conserved C-terminal domain-containing protein. Gene Ontology annotation, cellular component: nucleus. The record is from RefSeq and is a predicted model, not a curated record. Gene Ontology annotation, biological process: mRNA splicing, via spliceosome. The transcript has a single exon. Bases 1 to 792 code for a protein of 263 amino acids. NCBI's taxonomy places the organism in Eukaryota, Fornicata, Diplomonadida, Hexamitidae.